AUGUGGAACGGUACGUUACAUUUGUUAACUUUUACAGCUACUGUUGUCUUCUUCAUCUGUGUGCAAAUUGGUCAAGCGGUCGAUAGAAGUAAUUUCAAAAAAUGUGAACAGUCUGGUUUUUGCAGGCGGCAUAGAACACAAACAGAGAAAGCGGAUUAUAAAGUAACUGUGGGAAGCGUUACGCAUAAUGGUUCAACAGUAGUUGCGGAUUUAGAAUGUAGGAUUAAUAAAUUGAAAUUAAGUAUCGUGUCGUUGAAUGAUGCAACAAUACGAAUAUUAAUUGAUGAAAAAGAACCAUCAAUACGUCCGCGAUUCCAGCCUUUAGAUGCCUUAAAAGAUGGAAACAAUUUAAAAACUGCAGACUUUAAAUCAGUGGAAAUUAGUGACAAUUCCACUGUUAUGAUCAUAGCAAACAAUGCAAAAGUAUUACUGAAUUACGAACCGUUCCGCAUUGACUUAUUCAUGAAAGAUGAAUUAGUUGUCAGUGUUAAUCCUAACAGCGCAUUGAAAUUUGAGCAGUUUAGAAAAAAGGAAGAUGCAAAUGAAGCAGGAGUAGCAGAAGGUUUCUGGGAUGAAAAUUUCAAAAAUCAUCACGAUUCUAAACCGUAUGGAUCAAGUUCUGUUGGCGUCGAUUUAUCUUUUAUUGGUUAUAAAUUCAUAUAUGGUUUACCUGAACAUGCAGACAGUUUUGCACUGAGAUCUACAACGUCGAUAGAUCCUUAUCGACUAUAUAAUUUGGAUGUUUUUGAAUUUGAAAUUAAUGAACUCAUGUCUCUCUAUGGUGCAGUACCCUUUCUGUUAGCCCAUAACAAGGAGCACUCAUUAGGCAUGCUUUGGUUAAAUGCUGCCGAAACAUGGGUAGAUAUUAACUCUUCAACCGCAGAUAAGAGUAUUCUUCGUUCAAUUGUUGAGAAAUUCAAGAACUCCGUAGAUUUGCCACAGAUCGACGUUCACUUCAUGUCGGAAUCCGGCCUUAUUGAUUUCUUUUUGAUGUUGGGUCCAAAAGCUAAUGAUGUAUUUAGGCAAAAUUCUGGGCUAACUGGAGUUUAUCCAUUGCCACCCCUCUUUGCACUGGCUUACCAUCAGUGCAGGUGGAAUUACAAUGACGAGGACGAUGUUCGUGAUGUACAUACGAAUUUUGACAAACAUGACAUACCGUUAGAUGCUAUUUGGCUUGAUAUUGAACAUACUGAUGCGAAACGAUACUUCACAUGGGAUCCCAAUAAAUUUUCAAAACCAAAGGAAAUGAUCAAUAACUUAGUAGCAAAAGGGCGUAAAAUGAUUACAAUCAUUGAUCCUCACAUAAAAAAAGAUGAUAAUUAUCAUGUAUAUAAAGAAGCGAAAGAACUGGAUUAUUUUGUAAAGAAAAGCGAUGGUGAAGAUUACGAAGGACAUUGUUGGCCAGGUGCAUCGGCAUAUCUCGACUUUCUAAAUCCAGCAGUUCGUAAUUUUUGGGCAAACAAAUUCGCUUUUGAUCAGUAUGUUGGUUCAACAGAAGAUCUAUUUACAUGGAAUGAUAUGAAUGAGCCAUCUGUAUUCAGUGGUCCAGAAAUAACAAUGCACAAAGAUGCUAGACAUUUUGGUGGUUGGGAGCAUCGUGAUGUUCACAACAUUUAUGGUUUUUAUCAUCAUUCGUCAACUUACCUCGGUCAUUUGGCACGUACAAAUGGUCGCAAACGACCGUUUGUAUUGACCAGGUCAUUUUUUGCUGGUAGUCAGCGUACAACAGCAGUAUGGACUGGUGAUAAUACGGCAAGCUGGGAGCAACUAAAGAUAACCGUACCAAUGCUACUUUCAUUAUCCGUUUCUGGUAUACCACAUGUUGGUGCAGACGUUGGUGGUUUCUUUGGCAAUCCAGAUGAGCAACUUUUAAUACGUUGGUAUCAAGUUGCCGCCUUCCAGCCAUUUUUUAGAUCUCAUUCUCAUAUUGACACGAAACGCAGAGAGCCAUGGUUGUUCUCAGAUAGCACAAAAUUACUAAUCCGGCAAGCGAUUCGAACUCGUUAUUCAUUCUUGCCUUACUGGUACACUUUGUUUUACGAACAUACUCUUAGCGGAAAACCACCAAUGAGACCAUUAUGGAGCGAAUUUCCGGACGAUGAAGAUGCAUUUGAUGAGGAACGUGAGUGGUUAUUAGGUCCCGGCUUACUUGUGCGUCCAGUGAUGGAUCCAGAUGUUCAGUCCGUCUCAUUGUAUUUGCCGGGUAAAAAAAACGUUGUAUGGUAUGGAUGGCAUGAUCACAAGGGUCGUUUAGCUCCUGGUGCUGUUUACGUAGAUACACCACUCGAUAUAAUACCAUUAUUCCAGCGAGGUGGUACUAUCAUUCCAACAUGGGAAAGAGUACGACGGGCUUCAUCAUUGAUGUUUCAGGAUCCCGUUACUUUGUAUAUUGCAAUCAAUUCUGAUGGUGAUUAUGCAAAUGGAACAAUUUAUAUGGAUGAUGGAGAGACAUUUGAUUAUAAAAAUGGCCAGUAUUUCUACUGGGGUUUUAUCUACAAGAAAGAGGGUGAUCAGUUACAUUCAAUUUCAUCGAAGAAUUUGGAUAAAGGAGGAAAAUUAGAAAGUGAUGCUAUUAUUGAAAAGAUGAUAAUAAGAGGUGUUCGCUACUAUCCAACGAACAUUCACAUUUAUUUAGAUGACUGGAAUCCAGAAACUGCUGAUUAUACGCAUGAUCGCGAUGCGCAAACCUUAAUUAUUCGAAAACCAAAUGCUCUCUUAACGCAAGAAUUCAGAAUUGAUAUUCAUAUGUAA
This is a messenger RNA of Brugia malayi, 2751 nucleotides long. RefSeq lists its product as uncharacterized. The transcript is spliced from 16 exons. Gene Ontology annotation, biological process: carbohydrate metabolic process; N-glycan processing. Gene Ontology annotation, molecular function: alpha-glucosidase activity; carbohydrate binding. Bases 1 to 2751 code for a protein of 916 amino acids. The record is from RefSeq and is a predicted model, not a curated record. Lineage: Eukaryota; Metazoa; Nematoda; Chromadorea; Rhabditida; Onchocercidae.